UUGGCUCACCCCGCAGCCAUGUCCGCCAUGCUGAGUUGAUGGAAGCCGAAGGUGCGACUCCCAGGCGCAUGGAUGUGGCGGCCGACUAUGGCCCGGUGAACCCAGGCGAGAUCACGCCCAACAAGAGCACUUCUCGAGGCCGGAAGACCCGCGAGGUCAAGAAGCCCGCGGAGGUGAAGACCUCCAAUGAGAACGCGGUGACCGCCCGGCUCCUGAAAACGAAGAUGUGCUACUUCUUCGAGCGGGGGAAGUGCGCAAGCAGCACCUGCCGCUAUGCGCACUCCAGCUCGGAGCUCCGGAAGCCGCCGAACCUGCAGAAGACGAAGCUGUGCAAAGCUUUCGCAGAAGGGCGCUGCACAAAAGGCGACAAUUGCGUCUUCGCGCACGGAGAGGUGCAGCUCCGAGUCACCGAUGGGAUCUACAAAACCCAGAUGUGCCACUUCUUUGAGCGAGGGAGGUGUUUGAAGGGCGAGCGCUGUAACCACGCGCACGGCCCGGAUGAUUUGAGGCAGCCGAAGCAGGCCAAACCAGACCUGGAGGCGACCCCUGGCCCAGAGGCCAAGGUGAUGGAGCCUCCGGUCGCUUGCAUGGCCUCGCUGGCGGCCGCCGCGGCCCACGCUGCACAAGCUCAAGCUGCCCUGGGCAUGUACACCCCCACGCAUGAUCUGAUGACCUGGCCGAUGCCCUGGUAUGCCUCACAAGGCCUGGCGACUCCGGAGUCCUACUACCUGGGCCCUUCCCCACAGCUUCAUCCGCUGCCUGCAAACGCUGCGGGUGAGGCCUGGGCGGAGGUGCAGCCGUGUGACCUUUCGAAGCGGCUGGCCAGCUUGGAUGUGGCGUGCCUGGAUCUGGAAAGGGACGUGCGGGGCAUCCAAGAGGCGAACGAGGGACAGCGCCGCGUCCACCGCAUUUGAGCCCUGGUUUCAAGCAGGUGUAAAGAGCGAAGUUGCGCGCGUCGAGCGGGGAUCGAGCAGUUUUCAAUCCAUGCUCGCAAGCGCGCUGGGGCGUCAGGCCCUGUGUUUCGAUCGGCACGACCAGUUGGUCACUUGCCCACGGGUCGAAACUUGAGUGUACCGGGGUCCAA
Effrenium voratum is the source of this 1084-nucleotide messenger RNA. Lineage: Eukaryota; Dinophyceae; Suessiales; Symbiodiniaceae. The record is from the annotation of a GenBank genome assembly.